AUGGUCAAACCUCUAGAUCUCAAGAAGUACAUGGACGAGCAACUUCAGAGUGUAUCAAAUUGCUAUGUAUUCAAAAGUCGGUUGCAAGAGUAUGCUCAAAAAGCAGGACUCACCACACCUAUUUAUCAUACCAUUAAAGAAGGCCCUUCACACCAGCCAUUAUUCAGGUCAUCUGUUGUCCUAAAUGAUGAAAGUUAUUAUUCUUUGACUGGAUUUCUAAACCGAAAAGCUGCUGAACAAUCUGCUGCUGAAGUUGCUCUCAUUGAAAUCGCAAAAUCUGGUGCUACAGAUAAAAGCGUGUCUCAUCCUGUGCAUGAAACCGGGUUAUGCAAAAAUCUACUUCAAGAAUAUGCACAAAAGAUGAACUAUGCGAUCCCAUCAUACAUAUGCACGAAAGAUGAAAAAAAGGGGAGGGAAUCCCCGUUUUAUUGCACUGUUGACAUAGGUGGAAUCAAAUACAUUGGUACAGCAGCAAAGACAAAAAAGGAAGCAGAACUUAAAGCUGCAAAAAUCGCUUUGUUGGCUAUAAAGAUGAGUGGGCCAGAAUCCAAUUGGCAAUCCGACCCGGUGGAUACGGAUACGGAUACUACAUUAUAUACGGUGGUCCCCACUAAACGAAAGGAACCUGAGCAGGUGGUUGUGGAGACGGAGGGCAAAGUGAAAAUGAAAAAAAGGAAAAAAAGUAAAUUUGUUAGGCAGCGACGAAAGAAGAAAGCUAGAACGCCAGGUGGCGAUGAUGAUGAUGGGUUGGUGAAAACGGACGGUGAUCCUUGUAGUAAGAAUGAGGUCAAAGUCAAAGAUUUGGAUUCGAAUGGUGAAAGUGUUUUGGUUGUGAAUGAACAAGUCAAAGAGUUGAAAGCAAAUGGAGAAAGUGUUUUUGUCGGGAAUGAACAAGUCAAAGAUCUACAGUCAAAUGGGGAAAACGUUUUGGUUGCGUGUGAUGACAUGAGUUGAGGGAGAUUUUGAGUUAUUUAGUAGUCAUGAUGUAAUUCAUUGGGUGUAUGUUCUUUUUGGAGCUUGAAAUAUAUAAAAUCUUGUAUUUUGGUAUUUUGUAAUUUCUAACGAUUACUUGAAUAUUGACCCCAUUGGCAUCACAUGCAAUCAGAUUUUGUUCCUGGAUUACUCCCUUC
This is a messenger RNA of Lactuca saligna, 1130 nucleotides long. The record is from the annotation of a GenBank genome assembly. Lineage: Eukaryota; Viridiplantae; Streptophyta; Magnoliopsida; Asterales; Asteraceae.